AUGAACGGGAUGGUGAUCCCCGGUACGCCCAUUGCCGUGGACUUCUGGAGCCUGCGGCGGGCGAGCGGCGCUCGGCUCUUCUUCCUGUCGCACCUGCACUCGGACCACACCGUGGGGCUGUCCAGCACCUGGAGCCGCCCGCUCUACUGCUCGCCUGUCACCGCUCGCCUUCUGCAUCUCCGCCUCCAGGUGCCAACGUGCUGGAUCCGUCCGCUGGAGGUGGGUCAGAGCCAUGUGCUGGGCGAGAACGAGAAGGUGACGGUGACGCUGCUUGACUCCAACCACUGUCCGGGCUCCGUCAUGUUCCUCUUCGAGGGCACCUUUGGCACUAUCCUCCACACAGGGGACUUCCGCUACAGCAGGGCCAUGCGGGACGAGCCGGUGCUGCGGGGCCGCCACAUCGACCGCCUGUACCUGGACAACACCUACUGCCACCCGCGAUGGGCACUGCCGUCACGCCAGCAUGCCACACGCCAGGCCAUCCACCUCAUCCGCACCCACCCGCGGCACCUGGUUGUCAUCGGUUUGUACAGCCUGGGGAAGGAGACGCUGCUGGUGGACCUGGCUUUGGAGUUCAGCACCUGGGUAGUGGUGAGCCCCUGGCGCCUGGAGCAGAUGCGACUGCUGGAGCUGCCUGAUGUGUUCACCACCGAGGAGGGGACUGGCCGGAUCCGUGCUGUGGAUGUCACCGAUAUCUGCCGGGAUGCGCUUGUCAGAUGGAACAAGCUGCAGCCUACUCUUGCCAUCCUCCCCACCGGCAGGCCUGUGAAGGUCACCCACCCCAACAUCCACCUCAUUCCAUACUCGGAUCACUCAUCCUUUUCAGAGCUGUGCGAGUUUGUGGAGUGGCUGAAGCCUUGCUCAGUCAUUCCAAUUGUGAAAGGUGACCUGUGCCAGGCUUACUUUCAGAAAUACCUAAAUCCUGCCCCUCAGACUCUCCCUGAGCCCAAAAUCCCAAAGCUCGUGCGAGAGUCUGUGCAGCAGCAAAGCAAAAAGAAGGGGCAGGAACCCUGCCUGAUGAAAAGAGCUGUCCAGUGUUCUGUGCCCCGAGGAGUGGUUUUCGAGUCUCCAGAGAAAUGCACUGAAAAAUCUGAAGAGCUCCUGUGUGUUCAGGUGGCUCAGCAGAACUACUGUGAGUCAGCUUGCAGCUUGAAAAAAGAUGGCACUUGUCACAUGGACAAGGGGAAAGGGGAGGAAGAGAUGAGCGGAGAACACAGGAACCUCCUUACUGCGCCCCGAGCUCCCUCUCUCCCCGGGGACCUGACGGUGGCCCUGAACACGGCCUACAAGGCCGCUUGUGUAACAGACACGGCCAAGAUGGAGGCUCCGCCCGAGUGCGGCCGCCUGUGA
Messenger RNA from Pogoniulus pusillus (Red-fronted tinkerbird), 1350 nucleotides. RefSeq names its product DNA cross-link repair 1B (gene DCLRE1B). Lineage: Eukaryota; Metazoa; Chordata; Aves; Piciformes; Lybiidae. Gene Ontology annotation, biological process: telomere maintenance; double-strand break repair via nonhomologous end joining; interstrand cross-link repair. The record is from RefSeq and is a predicted model, not a curated record. Gene Ontology annotation, molecular function: 5'-3' DNA exonuclease activity; damaged DNA binding. The transcript has 5 exons. The coding region runs from base 1 to 1350 and encodes 449 amino acids.